ACUGGCCGCAAAAAUAUUUCUAUUGUGUUAUUAUAGUAUUAUCCGUAAUUCCUCCCCAACUGUUACAGUAAGUUGUAGUUCCCUACUCACUACAAAUACUAUAAUUAACCAUCUGGUACUCAGUGGUAUAGUGUGUGGUCUCAAGACGUACUUCCAACAAGCGGGUGCAACACGAUUGUCGGGGGCCCGUUAUCACAAUAAUAUAUUAUUCAAUUUAUACAAGUUUUUUAUUUACUUAUCCGUCGUGUAAUUCAUGUGUUCUCUUGUCUCUUAUCACAACGUCGUAUACUCGUAUCUGACCGGCCAGAGUGUCUUACCCAGUUAACUUUCGUGACAUACCGGUAGUCACAGAAUCCUGUAUUCCUGUUCAGUUUUAAGUUCCAGUUUUCCGCUAUCCACUGACAGAUGACUACUAGCCAGUAACUGCUACUCGAUCCCGUGUUUACAUCGUGUUAUUCUACUGACUUCCGGUUAUUAUUUUUUACCCAAUAUUGCAGCCGAAAAUGAACAAAAACGUCGCUUCGGCGGUCCAUAAGAACGCCAACGGCGCCAACAAUUGGAUAAAUUUUAUGAAUGCUUUACCGCCGUCCGCCAGUUAUUUAAACAAUGCAGUCGUACAGAAGCAGGAAAAAAAAGAAAUUGAAGUUGUAGCCAUUGACUGCGAGAUGGUUGGCAUACACCCUGACGGACAGGGAAAUAUGUUAGCUCGUGUUUCUAUUGUUAACUCUAAGGGCGAAACUAUUUAUGAUAAGUUUGUCAAGCCCACUGAAAAAGUGACAGAUUAUCGUACGCCAGUAAGUGGCAUUCGACCUGAAGACAUUGAACACGGAGAAUUAUUUGUCAAAGUAAAAAAAGAAGUCACACAAAUACUUAAAAACAAAUUAUUGGUAGGCCAUGCAUUGGAGCAUGACUUAAGGGUAUUAAGAAUUUCACAUCCCAAACAUAUGAUUAGAGACACCACAACGUAUUGGCAAUUUAAGCAAUUAACAGAAGGUCGAACACCUGGUCUAAAACGAUUGACGUUACAUUUUCUUGGAGCUAGCAUACAAGAAGGAGAACACAGUUCUGUUCAAGAUGCUAAAGCAGCACUACAGUUGUACAUGUUAGCUCGGAAAGAUUGGGAAUUAUUAUUAAAAAAGAGAAGAAGCCGUCCCAGAAAUGGAAAUAAACCACAUAAUGGAUCACAGGGAAAGCGUAAAUAGUAUAUUUUUCUAUUUAUACUAAUUAAAGUUUUAUUUUGAAUAAUGAUAAGACUGCUUUUAUGAUUAUUGUACUUGUAAAAACAUUUAAAAUGUUGUUUAAUACAUUUUGUUGGUUAAGU
Rhopalosiphum maidis (corn leaf aphid) is the source of this 1321-nucleotide messenger RNA. RefSeq names its product RNA exonuclease 4-like. Bases 504 to 1202 code for a protein of 232 amino acids. Lineage: Eukaryota; Metazoa; Arthropoda; Insecta; Hemiptera; Aphididae. Gene Ontology annotation, biological process: rRNA processing. Gene Ontology annotation, cellular component: nucleus. Gene Ontology annotation, molecular function: nucleic acid binding; 3'-5' exonuclease activity. The transcript has 2 exons. The record is from RefSeq and is a predicted model, not a curated record.